AACAAAAGAGGUGACUAAAAUCCUGUCAGGCAUUCCUUUUCCAUUUGGUUUUUAAAGAACUUUCUAAUUCAGGGGGCCUUUUUCAUCCAAUUAUGAAGGCCUUCAUUGUACUAGCACUCUGCUGUAGUUUUUUCUCUAUCAGAGCCAUUCCUCUUGCAUUUGAGUUUUUGGACUGUGAUGACCCUGAUGUCUUUAAAGCUGUUGACGCAGCACUGAAGAAAUUCAAUGGAGACAGAAAAACUGGUAACCAAUUUGCUCUAUACAGGGUGAUGGAAGCCAAGAAAACUGCAGGUCCUGACCCACUGUUCUAUGUGAAAUACAGAAUACUUGAAAGUAAUUGUACCACUGAGGAAAACAAACAUUGGCAACACUGUCAAUACAAAGUAUCUGCAGAGGCUAAAACAGGAGAAUGUACAGCUCGAGUUCAUAUGAAUGAUGCUGAUAAAACAACUAAUGUUUCACAAGAAUGCAAAAUUUUCUCAGAUGUGUCAAAGAUAAGACUUAGUGAGGCUCCAUGUCUUGGAUGCUCUCACCGUAUAUCAAGUGACAGUCCAGAAGUGUCAGAAAUUCUGAAAAAAGCCAUUCAGAAGUUUAACAAGCACAGUGGUGAAUUUGCUCUUUUCAAGCUUGUGGAAAUAAAAGAAGCUAAGAGACAGGUGUUAAAUGGAUGGGAGUAUAAAAUUAACUAUGAAAUUGAGGAGACUAAUUGCUCCAAAGGCCAAUUUCAAGAUUUAACUCCAGAAUGCAGAACCACUUCUAGAGGUCGUGUAGCUAAAUGUGCGGCUGAAGCAUUUCAGAAUCUUCAGGCAGAGAUCUUGGAUGUUGCCAGCGACUGCAAACUUCCAGUUGAAGAAACAGUAGUUCCUGAAAUUUGCCCAGGUUGUCCAAGGAUUAUCCCAAGCGACAGUCCAGAACUGAAAGAGCUACUGAAGCUUUCUAUAGACAAGUAUAAUUUGGAGAGCGAUGAUGAGUUCUACUAUAACAUUGCAGAAGUACUAUCAGCAACAGUUCAGAUGGUUGCAGGAAAAAAAUAUCAAAUAAACUUUAAUGUCGGGAAGACAAACUGCUCUAAGAGUGAAUUUGAAAAACUUAAUGAAGACUGUGUAGCCUUAUUUGACAGUGAACCACUGUCAUGCAAUGCAGAAAUUCAUGUGAUCCCAUGGCAGAAUAAAAUCUUUCCCCAGGUGAACUGCUCUGAAUAUUAUGGAGUGAUGCUCUCAGCAAGACUGCCUCCUGGAUUCGUACCUUUCCGGAGCAGUCUGCCACUAAGUGAGGAAGAAGAAGAUGGAGAAAGCCAAAGCCCUAGCCCAGAAAUUUGGAAAGACGAUGGACAGGAACCAGAAGGCAAAGGUCUCCCAGAACCUCCUCACCCCAGAUGUCCUGGAAAAUCAUGGAAACAACUUGUGGGCUUUCUAGCCCCUCCUAGCUUUCCCAGAGAAUUCAGAGAUGAGGAUCUCUUGCCUUCCACAGCAGAAAACAUCGAUCCAGCUACAGAAAACAACCAGGAAGACUUUGAUCUCACAGAUGCUUUAGCAUAAUUCAAACAUUGUAGGAUCCUUUUCAGAAAUGUUACAUAGAAAAUAUGAAGAAUACUGCCUUUUGAAAUGUAUAAAACACAAAGAGGCAGAAGCUCAUAUUCUGUUAACUGAAAUACUCAAGUAGGUCACCAACACUUCUGGGGACCUAAGACCAUAUGGCAAUAUUGUGCAUUUGCAUAUAUUUGCAAAUAUGUAAAUCAGUGUAACUCAUCUGCCUCAAUUUUCUAUAAGCGCAAACUGAAUCACUGCAUCAAAUCUUACUCUAUUAUAUUUAAAACAAUGGCAGAAAGAAUUUUCCAGAUAACAUGAAUAAUCUCAACCAAAUGUGGGUAAAACAGAAGACAAUAUAGAACAAGGGAGCCUCUCUUAGAUAUGUGAAAUAAUUUUUCUGUAAUUUACUAGGGUGGAUCAUUAAAAGAACAAAAUAAAACAAAGGAACCUUUUUACCUAUUCAUUUCUUUAAAUAAAUCAAUAUUAAACACCAGUCUAUCACAGUCUA
Messenger RNA from Poecile atricapillus (Black-capped chickadee), 2037 nucleotides. RefSeq names its product kininogen 1 (gene KNG1). The record is from RefSeq and is a predicted model, not a curated record. Gene Ontology annotation, molecular function: cysteine-type endopeptidase inhibitor activity. Gene Ontology annotation, biological process: negative regulation of endopeptidase activity; positive regulation of cytosolic calcium ion concentration; negative regulation of blood coagulation. NCBI's taxonomy places the organism in Eukaryota, Metazoa, Chordata, Aves, Passeriformes, Paridae. Bases 93 to 1538 code for a protein of 481 amino acids. Gene Ontology annotation, cellular component: extracellular region; blood microparticle. The transcript has 11 exons.